Molecule: messenger RNA, 1816 nt
Organism: Colias croceus (clouded yellow)
Lineage: Eukaryota; Metazoa; Arthropoda; Insecta; Lepidoptera; Pieridae
Gene: morgue
Exons: 8
Coding region: 222-1553 (443 amino acids)
Molecular function (GO): protein binding
Source: RefSeq, a predicted model, not a curated record
UGUUCACAAAUUUCUAUUUGUCAAUAUCAGUAAUCAGAAUAAUAGUUUUCUUGAGUAAACAACGUAAAAUUAUAAACUUUUUUAUUUAACUAUUAAAAAUAUAUGAUAAUUUAUAUCGUGUGAUGGUUAAGAUAAUGCAAACUAGAUAUUAAAACUAAACGUUAAUGAACUACAUAACUAUCUAAGUGAUAGAAGUAUCGAUCUAAAGCCUGACCAUCAAAAUGUCGGUGAUGGCCCCUGAUUUUUUAAACUUUAUUAAAAAGCUGGAAGAAGGUGAAGACAAAUUGAUGUCUGUGUCGCCUAUAGAACAGCCACUCGAGUUUGAAUUUAAUAAUUCAGUAUGUUCUGUAUGCAAUGGAUAUUACGGCCCAAGUUUUGGUGAACCAGUGUGUGUAACCUGUCACGCUUUUCUCUUCCCGGAGUUUCCUUCAUAUUUGCCUUGUUCACAUUUUUCCACUGAAAAAACCGACGAUGGGGAUUCAGGAAACGAUGAGCCCUCGGAUCUAAAUUUCGGCACCGAAAAGAAAUCUAAUAGGACAUUUCCGAUACCAGCUUGGUGGCGUUAUAGAACAUCCUUAGACAGUGAAACAAGUCCGGAAGAUGACGCAAGUCGCGCCAGCAACUCAGGGCCCAGUGGUAGCGGCAGCAAUGGUUCAGGGAAUGACCCUCCGAAGGAAGGAGCGGGGUUUUACGGGGGAUCACCACCACAACCACCCAGUUUAGUUAGAACUCUACAAGCUUUGACAACCCCACGUCUUCCAGACAAUGUGCCAUUUGGCAUUGUUGAGCAUUUGCCUUCUGAAGUGUUGCUAUGCAUAUUCCAAUAUCUGGACGACAUGUCUCUGUGCGCGUGUGCGUGCGUGUGCACUCGCUGGCAGCGACUCGUACGUGCACGUGUGCCGACCCCACGCUGGGCGGCCUUCGCUGCGGCUAGGUGGCCACUGUUCCGACCGAUAUUUACUGAUUUUGAUUGGCAGCGGAAAUACCAAUCGCUAGUGGAAUCCUGUUUCUGCCGCAACUGCCUGGUGCAGAUGUGCGUGCAGGCGCCGCCCGACGGUGAGGAGAACGCCUGGAGACGCAACCGGCUGCGCAGCGAGCUCAAGGAUAAUAAAUUACUGCGUCAGAUGUUGCGUAACGACCCGCCCGAAGGUAUAGCCGCGACGCCGUUGGACGCGAAGUGCUGCCACUGGCAGGCGAGCGUCACCGGGCCGGCCGGCUCGCCGUACGAGGGCGGCGUGUUCUACCUCUAUGUGCAGGUGCCUUAUUCGUAUCCCAUGAGCCCGCCCGUGGUCAGGUUUCUAACUAGGAUCCUACACCCCAACGUGUCCCGUCACGGGGACGUGGGGAUAGACUCGGUGCAUCACAAUUGGUCCCUGGCGCUGACUAUCAGCAAAGUGCUGAUAUCGAUACAGAGCUUGCUGACCGAUCCGUAUACAAAUGUAUGUAUGGAGCCGGAACUUGGAGCGAUGUACGUGAAGGACCGACCGCGGUUCGAAGCCCUAGCUCGUCAGUGGACGUGGAAAUAUGCCAUGCUUGACGUUCUGCCCUUCUGAAUUAUUAUUAUAAUAUAGCUUAGUAAUUGUAUAUAAUAAAUAAUCCGCGUAAAAUGCUUUGCAUUCUCGUAAAAUAUUGCUAAUGAACUAUAAUAUCUGUCUAGGUAAUAUAUGAGCUUUUUUUUGAUGGAUAUUGUACUUAUUGCCAUUUUUUUUUUACUUCCAUUCAACGCAACAAUUUCAAAAACGUAUUGUAAUUGAAUCAAUAGAUGUAUCGGCUGUGUAUUAAGUUAUUCAGAAAUUAUUGUUCUGUAAUCUGUUGU